AUGGCAUUGUUUCGUGCCCUGUAUAUUAUUUGGGUAUUCCUACUCAUUCCACUGUCCAAUGCAGAAGAAUUCACCCCCAAGGUUACCAGAACUUUGUCAAGAUAUGUAUUCGAUAUAGUAAACUUUGAUGAUUCAAACACUUUGAUCAGAGCAGAAGAAGACUCUGUCGAGAUAAGUUUUGAUGCUGGAGAAAAUUGGAAAACAAUAGAUGAGAUUGAAGAGCCUAUCGAGUCAUUUGUUGUUGAUCCCUUCCGUGGGCAUGAUAGAGCUUUUGCUUUCGUGAAAACGGCACCAAAAUUUUACGUCACGGAUGAUCAAGGUAAAUCGUGGAGGCCUUUGACUAUACCCAUUUCUGAGAAAGCAUCGAAUUAUUUUUGCGACGUAACUACUCACCCUAUAAAAAAGAAGCAUCUUAUUAUUCGUUGUGAUUUGUUGACAAUAAAAAACUCAGGCUUAAUGUAUGUUGGAAGAGAGAUUUACACAACUAAUGAUGGAGUAUCCUUUUCCCAAGUUAAACCUUCUUUUGGAAAAAUUGAUGGUCAUAUUAGCACGGCACGCUGUGACUUUAUUAAAUCUAGUGAGGAUUCUGAUCUGGGCGGUAAUGAUGCUUCGAUACUCUGUCUUUUCCGAAACACUGAGUACAUUGAAAGUACAGGCUCAACUAUUGACAAGUCUGAAUUGAUUUUAAGUGCCGAUGGAGGUGAAACAUUCAAAGAAUUAGUCCAGUUCAAAGAUAAGGUUGUUAGUCGAUACGAGAUACUUAAGCAUCAUGUGAUCGUUUUGACACAAGAUGAUAUGUAUAAUGAAAUGUCAUCAACAAACAUUUGGAUAUCCAAUGAUGUAUCCACUUUUCAAGUGGCUCGUACACCUACUAAGAUACGGCACGUUAAUAUGGGACAAAUUCAUGAAGAUUCCAUCGGAAGAAUCGUUUUACCUGUAUCUAGAGAAAGAGAUGAUGAAGACAGCAACCAACCGGGAGCUGCUGAAGUGUUAAUAUCAGAUUCUGAAGGACUAAAAUUUUUGCCUAUAAAUUGGAUACCAAACAAUCAGUUUGGAUAUAUCAAUGUAGCUUAUCCAGGUUUCUUAAAAGGAACAUUUUUUGGUUCGUUUCAUCCCUUCAUUGAAUAUUCUGAUAGAAAAAGGAAAUACAGCCGACAGAAAGUAAGAGAGGAAACUAAAGUAUCUGUUGAUAACGGUCUCACAUGGACAAACUUGAAAGUUGUUGACCGGGAAAAUGUAGAUUUAUUUGGUUGUGAUGUCACUAAACCCGAGAGAUGUUCGCUUCAGACUCAUUUCUAUGAUCUAAGAAAUUUAAAUCCCUCUGCCGGAAUCAUGAUGAUAUCGGGUAUUGUUGGCGACGGCAGUGCAUACAAUUGGAAAGAAGAAAAAACUUUCAUCUCCAGGGAUAGUGGUUUAACAUGGAGGUUAGUCCAUAAUUCCACUGGUUUAUAUACUACUGGUGAUCUGGGAAAUAUUAUCAUGUAUAUUCCAUAUCGUUCGAAUGAAAAUGGCGAUGUGCCUUCUAAAUUUUAUUAUUCCUUGGAUCAAGGUAAGACAUGGGGUGAAUAUGAUCUAAUCAUGCCUAUUUAUCCAUACAGAUUAGUCAGCACAAUAUCAGAUGGAUCUGGUUCAAAAUUUAUUCUAACAGGAACGUCCAUUACAGAAGAUCCAAUAUUCAUUACAUAUUCAAUUGAUUUUUCAGCGGUAUUUGAUUAUAAAUCAUGUGAAGAGGGUGAUUUUGAAGAUUGGAAUCUAGCAGAUGGAAAAUGUGUUAAUGGCGCCAAAUACAAGUACAGAAGGAGGAAACAGGACGCCCAGUGUUUGGUAAAAAAAGCAUUCAAAGAUUUGAGUUUAGAUGAAACGCCUUGUAACAGUUGUACUGGAUCCGACUACGAAUGUUCGUUUGAAUUCGUUAGAGAUGCGAAGGGUGACUGUAUACCAGAUUAUAAUCUGAUUGCCCUUUCCGAUAUAUGUGACAAAUCGAAGGGUAAAUCUGUGUUAGUAAAGCCACUACAAUUAAUCAAAGGUGAUAAAUGUAAAACACCUAUGAAAAUUGAAUCCGUAGACAUUCCGUGUGACGAAAUUCCAAAGGAGGGUUCGAGUGACAAGGAAAUAGUGACUACUGAAAACAAAUUCGACUUUGAAAUUAAAUUUUACCAAUACUUCGAUACAGUUGCCGACGAAUCUUUGGUCAUGCUGAAUUCGAUAGGAGACGCCUAUAUAUCCCACGAUGGUGGACAAACGAUAAAAAGGUUUGACACUGACGGCGAAAAAAUUGUCGAAAUCGUGUUUAACCCAUACUUCAAUUCUUCAGCAUAUUUGUUUGGCUCUAAAGGUAACAUAUUCUUAACACACGAUAGAGGAUACUCUUUCAUGAUAGCUAAAUUACCUGAAGCCAGGCAAUUAGGCAUGCCACUAGAUUUUAGUGCUAAAGCACAGGAUACUUUUAUUUACUAUGGUGGUAAGAAUUGUGAAUCAAUUUUAAGUCCAGAAUGUCAUGCAGUGGCAUACCUCACCAAAGAUGGGGGUGAAACUUUUACAGAAAUGCUUGAUAAUGCAAUUCAUUGUGAGUUUGCAGGAACACUAUUCAAAUAUCCGUCAAAUGACGAUAUGGUUAUGUGCCAAGUAAAGGAAAAGUUUUCGCAAACAAGAAGUUUAGUUUCUUCUACUGACUUUUUCCAAGAUGAUAGAAAAACUGUCUUUGAAAACAUUAUCGGCUACUUGUCUACUGGUGGCUAUAUCAUUGUUGCCGUACCUCAUGAAGACAAUGAAUUGAGGGCGUAUGUAACUAAUGAUGGUGCUGAGUUUACCGAGGCAAAAUUCCCAUAUGAUGAAGAUAUUGGUAAGCAAGACGCAUUCACUAUUUUAGGAUCUGAGGAAGGAUCAAUAUUUUUACAUUUAGCAACAAACUUGGAAUCAGGACACGAUUUCGGAAACCUUUUGAAAUCCAACUCGAAUGGUACUUCUUUUGUCACCUUAGAGCAUGCCGUUAAUAGAAACACAUUCGGUUAUGUGGACUUUGAAAAAGUUCAAGGUCUUGAAGGUAUUAUUAUCACCAACAUCGUUUCGAAUAGCGAAAAGGUUGGCGAGAACAAGGAAGACGAACAAUUGAAGACGAAAAUCACCUUCAAUGACGGUUCAGAUUGGAACUUUUUGAAGCCUCCAAAGAAGGAUUCGGAAGGGAAAAAGUUUCCCUGUGAUUCUGUGUCAUUAGAUAAAUGUUCUCUACAUUUGCAUGGUUACACUGAACGUAAGGAUAUCAGGGAUACAUAUUCCUCUGGCUCCGCGUUAGGAAUGAUGUUUGGUGUCGGAAAUGUUGGCGAUAGGCUUCUACCAUAUGAGGAGUGUUCCACUUUUCUAACCACUGAUGGAGGAGAGACGUGGACUGAGGUUAAAAAAGGCCCCCAUCAAUGGGAGUACGGUGAUCAUGGUGGAGUCUUGGUUUUGGUCCCCGAAAACGCAGAAACUGAUUCUAUUUCUUACUCCACCGAUUUUGGUAAAACAUGGAAAGAUUAUAAAUUCUGUGGCGACAAAGUCCUCGUAAAGGAUAUAAUCACCGUUCCCAGAGAUUCUGCUUUGAGGUUUUUGCUAUUUGGAGAAGCAAAAAACAUGGGUAGUGGUUCAUUCAGAACGUAUACAAUUGAUUUUAGAAACAUCUUCGAGAGGCAAUGUGAGUUUGAUAUUACCGGUAGAAAAAGGGCAGAUUUUAAGUACUCUCCUCUGGGUUCCAGAACUGGUUGUUUGUUUGGCCAUAAAACAGAAUUUUUACGUAAAACCGAUGAAAAAUGUUUUAUUGGGAAUAUUCCACUUUCUGAAUUUUCGAGGAACGUCAAAAACUGUCCAUGUACAAGACAAGAUUUCGAAUGUGACUAUAAUUUUUAUAAAGCCAGUGAUGGUACUUGUAAAUUAGUCAAAGGCUUAAGUUCGGCGAAUGGUGCCGAUAUCUGCAAAAAGGAACCCGACUUAAUUGAAUACUAUGAUUCCUCCGGCUAUCGGAAAAUUCCCUUAUCAACCUGUAAAGGUGGGCUGAAAUUGGAUGCACAUUUAGCACCACAUCCUUGUCCGGGAAAAGAAAAGGCAUUCAGGGAAAAAUACUCUAUAAACACCGGCGCUUAUGCGCUGGUUUUUGUUACAAUUCUUCUCGUUAUUUUCUUUGUCGCAUGGUUUGUAUACGAUAGAGGUAUCAGGAGAAAUGGGGGAUUUUCAAGAUUUGAAGAAAUCAGAUUAGGAGACGAUGGGCUGAUAGAAAACAAUAGGACCGAUAGAGUUGUCAACAUCAUUGUAAGACUAGGAUUAUGCAUUUCUUUAAUCACCAAGUCUGCGUUUCAACGCGCGAAGGCAGGUACAGCGCAACUUUCUUCAAAAUUUAGGGCAAGGUUUGGCAACAAAAAAGGUGCCACUUACUCUUCGCUGCUUCAUGAUCAGCUUUCAGAUGAACCAGAUGGCUUCCAUGAAGAUUCCAACGAUUUAUCCAGUUUCAGAGGUCAAGGUAGUAAUUCUGAAAUUGAGCAAGAAGAUGUUGACACAUCUCAACAAGAGCAUACGUUGCGGACAGACCUACUUGGUGCUAGCAAUAUUCCAGACGCUUUGCCAGCGCGUAGUGCUUCUCACGAGUCCGAUUUAGCAGCUGCACGCAGCGAAGACAAGUAG
Molecule: messenger RNA, 4650 nt
Organism: Saccharomyces cerevisiae S288C
Lineage: Eukaryota; Fungi; Ascomycota; Saccharomycetes; Saccharomycetales; Saccharomycetaceae
Gene: VTH1
Product: signal sequence-binding protein
Exons: 1
Coding region: 1-4650 (1549 amino acids)
Biological process (GO): Golgi to vacuole transport
Cellular component (GO): Golgi apparatus; endosome membrane; membrane
Molecular function (GO): signal sequence receptor activity
Source: RefSeq, marked reviewed